Malania oleifera is the source of this 3522-nucleotide messenger RNA. Its product is annotated as glycine dehydrogenase (decarboxylating), mitochondrial-like. The record is from RefSeq and is a predicted model, not a curated record. Gene Ontology annotation, biological process: glycine decarboxylation via glycine cleavage system. Gene Ontology annotation, molecular function: pyridoxal phosphate binding; glycine binding; glycine dehydrogenase (decarboxylating) activity. Bases 143 to 3295 code for a protein of 1050 amino acids. NCBI's taxonomy places the organism in Eukaryota, Viridiplantae, Streptophyta, Magnoliopsida, Santalales, Ximeniaceae. Gene Ontology annotation, cellular component: glycine cleavage complex; chloroplast envelope; apoplast. The transcript is spliced from 15 exons.
CCCUCCAAAAAAAAAAUAAAAAAUAGAGUCCCGACCAACCACCCCUCUAUGCACUUCCGUCGUUCCAUGCAAUAAGAGGCAGCCCACCCUCCCCCCCCCCCCCCCCCCCGGGUCUCUCUCUCUCUCUCUCUCUCUCUGAUCCAUGGACCGUGCUCGGAGACUCGCCAACCGGUCACUUCUCAGACGAGUCUUGUCCGAGUCGAGCCACCUGCGCCCCAACUCGUCUUCGUCCCCUGUAUUUCCACCAUCUUUGCCAAGUUCUAGGUUCGUCUCCUCUCUCUCCCCUUCGCUUUCUGCAAUAAAAACUUCCGGGUCACCCUCAAUCCCGCGACAAAAUGCUUCCAACGCAAUGCGUUUUCUUCAAACCAGAUCGGUGUCAAUUGAAUCAUUGAAGCCCAGUGACACAUUUGCCCGCCGCCAUAACUCUGCAACCCCAGAUGAGCAAACCCAAAUGGCCGGGGCAUGUGGGUACCCGAGUAUCGAUGCCCUCAUCGACGCAACGGUACCUGAAUCGAUCCGAAUCGGGUCGAUGAGGCUUCCCAGGUUCGAUGAAGGACUCACAGAGAGCCAAAUGAUCGAACACUUGACAGGUUUAGCUUCUAAAAAUAGGGUUUUCAAGUCGUUUAUAGGAAUGGGGUAUUACAACACAUUUGUUCCUCCUGUGAUCUUGAGGAACAUCAUGGAAAACCCAGGUUGGUACACCCAAUACACACCCUACCAAGCAGAGAUUUCUCAGGGUAGGCUUGAGUCUCUGCUCAAUUUCCAAACCAUGGUUUCGGAUCUUACCGGGUUGCCCAUGUCGAAUGCCUCAUUGCUCGACGAGGGAACUGCAGCUGCCGAGGCUAUGGCGAUGUGUAAUAACAUCCAGAAGGGUAAGAAGAAGAGGACAUUUAUUGUUGCAAGCAAUUGUCAUCCUCAGACCAUUGAUGUUUGUAAAACUAGAGCUGAUGGAUUUGAUCUUAAGGUCUUAACUAUGGAUAUUAAGGAUUUUGAUUAUUCAUCCGGCGAUGUUUGUGGGGUUCUUGUUCAGUAUCCGGGGACUGAGGGUGAGGUCUUGGACUAUGGAGAGUUCGUAAAGAAUGCUCAUGCUAAUGGGGUUAAAGUUGUUAUGGCGUCGGAUCUUUUAGCUUUGACAAUUUUGAAGCCUCCAGGUGAAUUUGGGGCAGAUAUUGUUGUUGGUUCGGCUCAGAGGUUUGGUGUGCCUAUGGGGUAUGGGGGUCCUCAUGCUGCAUUCCUGGCUACUUCUCAGGAGUAUAAAAGAAUGAUGCCAGGAAGAAUCAUUGGUGUAAGUGUCGAUUCAACGGGAAAGCCUGCUUUGCGAAUGGCAAUGCAGACUAGGGAGCAACAUAUCCGGAGGGACAAGGCGACCAGCAAUAUUUGCACUGCUCAGGCUUUGCUUGCAAACAUGGCUGCUAUGUAUGCUGUUUAUCAUGGGCCCAAAGGCCUGAAGACCAUUGCAGAGAGAGUACAUGGUCUUGCAGCAACUUUUGCUCAUGGCCUAAAGAAACUUGGGACUGUAGAUGUUCAGGGGAUUCCUUUCUUUGAUACCGUAAGAAUCAAAUGUCCCGAUUCAAAGGGGAUUGCUGAUGCUGCUCAAAAUAAUGAGAUGAACUUGCGGAUUGUGGAUUCAAACACUAUUACUAUUUCUUUUGAUGAGGCGACAACAUUGGAGGAUGUUGACAAGCUUUUUGAAGUGUUUGCUUGUGGCAAGCCUGUAACAUUUAAUGCUGCAUCUCUUGCACUGGAGGUUCACAAUGUCAUCCCUCAUCAGCUUGUGAGAGAGAGUCCAUAUUUAACCCAUCCAAUAUUUAACAUGUACCACACAGAGCAUGAGCUACUAAGAUAUGUUCACAGGUUACAAUCUAAGGAUCUCUCCCUAUGCCACAGUAUGAUUCCUUUAGGAUCUUGUACAAUGAAGUUGAAUGCAACGACAGAAAUGAUGCCUGUGACUUGGCCUAGCUUUGCAAACAUUCAUCCUUUUGCCCCCAUUGAACAAGCCCAGGGAUACCAGGAAAUGUUCAAUGAUUUGGGUGAACUCUUGUGUACCAUCACUGGAUUCGACUCUUUUUCUCUGCAACCUAAUGCCGGUGCAGCUGGGGAAUAUGCAGGGUUGAUGGUUAUUCGUGCUUACCACAUGGCCAGAGGAGAUCAUCAUCGCAAUGUCUGUAUAAUACCUGCCUCAGCACAUGGGACCAAUCCUGCAAGUGCUGCUAUGUGUGGAAUGAAAAUUGUUGCUGUUGGAACUGAUGCCAAAGGGAACAUCAACAUGGAGGAGUUAAGGAGGGCUGCUGAGGCAAAUAGAGACAACCUAUCUGCUCUCAUGGUCACAUAUCCUUCAACUCAUGGUGUCUAUGAAGAAGGCAUUACUGAGAUGUGCAAGAUCAUUCAUGAUAAUGGGGGUCAAGUUUACAUGGAUGGGGCUAACAUGAAUGCACAGGUUGGAUUGACAAGCCCAGGUCGAAUAGGAGCUGAUGUUUGCCAUCUCAAUCUACACAAAACAUUUUGUAUUCCUCACGGUGGAGGUGGUCCUGGCAUGGGUCCCAUUGGAGUGAAAAAACACUUGGCACCAUUUCUACCAUCUCAUCCUGUGGUACCUACAGGUGGCAUACCAUCUCCCGAGAAGGCUCAACCACUUGGUACCAUUUCUGCCGCACCCUGGGGCUCUGCACUUAUUCUGCCCAUUUCCUAUACAUACAUUGCCAUGAUGGGGUCUGAGGGACUCACCAGAGCCUCGAAGUUGGCCAUCUUAAAUGCAAACUACAUGGCAAAGCGCUUGGAGAAUCACUAUCCAAUUCUCUUUCGUGGCCUAAAUGGCACUGUAGCCCAUGAAUUCAUUAUUGACCUGAGGGGCUUCAAGAAUACUGCUGGGAUAGAGCCUGAAGAUGUUGCCAAACGUCUUAUAGAUUACGGGUUUCAUGGACCAACAAUGUCGUGGCCUGUUCCUGGCACACUCAUGGUUGAACCUACUGAAAGUGAAAGCAAGGCAGAGUUAGACAGGUUUUGUGACGCACUGAUCUCCAUUAGAGAAGAAAUUAAUCGAAUUGAGAGUGGGAAGGCUGAUAAGCAUGAUAAUGUUCUUAAGGGUGCUCCACAUCCACUAUCACUGCUCAUGAGUGAUACGUGGACAAAACCAUACUCACGCGAAUAUGCAGCCUUUCCUGCUUCCUGGCUCCGAACUUCAAAAUUUUGGCCGACAGCUGGGCGAGUGGACAAUGUGUAUGGCGAUCGAAACCUCAUAUGCACCCUGCUUCCUGCAUCAGAGCUUGUUGACGAACCAGCCAUGGCUUCCGUAUAGCAUUAUUGGGUUUAUAUAUUCAUAUUCAUAUUUUACUAAUAAACAGGAAAUAUCUCUGCUUGCUCUUUCAAUUGUAUAUAAACAUCCCCAAUGCUUCGGCAUCUAUUGUUCUUCUUUUUCGGGUGAGGGGAAGGGGGUGUUAAAAUUGUAUCCUUCAUUUGAUCGCAUACCUCUGUAUAAUUUAUCCUUCACACAAAUAAAACAGCAAUCACAAUUACUUGCGCAAA